GUUUUCAAUUCAUUUGCGAAUGUUUCGCUUUCGUUCAAUUUCUCGCUUAUUUUCCGGGGAAAUUACACGAAGAAUGGCAAGUUCAGUAACUAAAGUUGAUUAUUUGGUAAUUGGUGGGGGUUCUGGGGGAAUAGCAAGCGCACGAAGAGCAACUGAGUUCGGAGUUUCUGCAGUACUGAUAGAGCAUGGUCCGCUCGGCGGUACAUGCGUGAAUGUUGGUUGCGUUCCCAAGAAAGUGAUGUUUAAUACAGCCAUGCAUGCAGAGAUGAUACACGACCAUAAAGAUUAUGGAUUCAAUCUUGGAGGUGGAGUCACCUUCGAUUGGAGUGUAAUAAAGCAGAAGAGAGAUGCUUACAUAAAAAGAUUGAAUGGAAUUUAUGCAACAAAUCUUGACAAAGCAAAGGUAAAUACCGUUCACGGCCACGCAAGGUUCACUGGUGAAAGUGACCCGCACCCAAUAGUUGAGGUUGGUGAUAAGAAAUUCACAGCCCCACAUAUUUUAAUCGCAACAGGUGGAUAUCCAGUGAUACCAAGCAAUGAUGAAAUACCAGGGGCUUCACAUGGAAUUACAAGCGAUGGUUUCUUUGAAUUAGAAGAUCUACCUAAAAAAACUGUAGUGGUUGGUGCUGGCUACAUAGCUGUUGAAUUAGCUGGUAUAUUAAAUGCGCUCGGCUCCGAAACGAGGUUGGUUAUUCGAAGACAUCAAGCUUUGAGGGCGUUUGAUUCAAUGAUAAGUGAGAAUGUGACGCAUGAAAUAACUUCAUCAGGAAUCACGCUUGAUAGAUUCUCUCAUGUAAAAAAAGUUGUAAAAGAUUCCACCACCGGCAAGAUGACGAUCACCAUCGAUUCAACACAAGAUGGAACUACAACAUCAACAGUCGUCGAAAAUGUGGAGUGCCUUAUUUGGGCAAUCGGGAGAAAACCAAACACCGAUAUGAACCUUGAUAAAGUGGGUGUUAAGCUUGACAACAGAGGAAAUAUAGUUGUAGAUAAAUUCCAGAACACCAACAUAGAAGGUGUGCAUGCAGUGGGUGAUGUACAAGGAAAAGCACUUCUUACACCAGUUGCAAUUGCUGCUGGUAGGAGACUCGCACAUCGUUUAUUUGACGGCAAAACUGAUUUAUUCCUUGAUUACACCAACAUUCCAACAGUAGUGUUCAGUCAUCCACCCAUUGGGACUAUUGGGUAUACAGAAGCUGAAGCAAAGAAACUGCAUGGUGACGACAAAAUUAAGACAUACAAAGCAAUGUUUACACCCAUGUACCACGCUGUGACAGAAAGAAAAACAAAAGUGGCGAUGAAGUUGGUUUGUCUGUUACCAACUGAACAGGUAAUAGGUUUACACAUGCAAGGGUUAGGCUGUGAUGAAAUGCUACAAGGGUUUGGAGUGGCAGUUAAGAUGGGAGCAACUAAAGCACAGUUUGAUGAAUGUAUUGCAAUCCAUCCAACUUCAUCAGAGGAAUUGGUUACUAUGCGUUGAAUCUGCUAGCAAGACUUUGUUUUCUUUUAAAGAGAUGUGUGAAAAUUUUUGUACAUGAUCUUGAAAAGUGGUAUUCAUUGUAAUAUAAAUUGUUUAAUUUUUUUUUUAAUUUUGACCUAAUGUUGUUUUUUUUUUAGGGGUAAGGUCCCCCAGCAGGGCACACCAUGGGUUGUAGUAUUUCGUUACUCAUUGGUGUAUUAAUAAUUAUUAAUUUACUGUUAACUGAUCAUAUUAUAUUUUUUCACUUAAAAAGUCACUCAAAAUAUUAGACUAAUAGUUGUGUAAACUGAACUAUUGAUUUUGUAUACGUUAAACAAAAGUUCCACUCCUAUAUAUUGCAGAGUGGGUACCAUGUAGUCUUACAUAUGUGUAGAUCUGCCAGUAUACCGUAUUAAUAUGCAACCUUGCACUUUACAUAGUAAUGUGGGGUAAGAUGGGACACCUUUAGCAUAUAAUAUCUGAAUAUUCUGAUCGUGUUUUAAAUAAACAGCGGUCUAUGGGGGCCAUCAAGAUUUUAAAAUUUUUUGAAUGUUCUUUGUUUACUAUUAAAUGAGACGAGAAGAUAGAAUAAAAAAGUGUCUCCUCUUCUCCCACCCUACUAUAUAGUAGUUCCUAACUAAUGUUUGCAAAGUUGUAAUUUACCUGCCAGUUGCACUGCAGGUUACCUCUUUAUAUUGUGAUGGUACCAAAUUUUUAACAGGGUAGAUUUGUAAUGAAAAAAAGCAACCGAACCCAUUUUUUUUAAAUUUAAAAAUCACCUAAAACCGUCCGAAAUAAAAAUACUUACUUAAAAACAAGUUUUUAACUGUUUGAUUAUUAGAAUUGUAAUUGCUAUUGUAAAAGUACAAAACAAUUUUUGUUUUUUUUACUGAUACAAUUUUUUUUUUUACUGACCAAACAUAUUUUCUUAUGCACUGAUAUGGGCUUGUCAUUUAUUCAGGAAGAACUAAAUAAAAUCUUUACUAAAUGC
This is a messenger RNA of Ciona intestinalis (vase tunicate), 2450 nucleotides long. NCBI's taxonomy places the organism in Eukaryota, Metazoa, Chordata, Ascidiacea, Phlebobranchia, Cionidae. The record is from RefSeq and is a predicted model, not a curated record.